Messenger RNA from Phodopus roborovskii (desert hamster), 3791 nucleotides. RefSeq names its product arylsulfatase B (gene Arsb). The transcript has 8 exons. NCBI's taxonomy places the organism in Eukaryota, Metazoa, Chordata, Mammalia, Rodentia, Cricetidae. The record is from RefSeq and is a predicted model, not a curated record. The coding region runs from base 16 to 1608 and encodes 530 amino acids.
GGCUGGCUGCGAAGGAUGGGGGAGCCGAAGGGAUGCACGGGGAGGCAGGCCCGAGGCCUCAGGCUGCAGCUGCUGCUGCUCCUGUCGCUGCUGCUCUUGCAGCCGUCGCCGGGCUUGGCGUCCGGGGCUGCCCGGCCUCCGCACGUGGUCUUCGUGCUGGCAGACGACCUGGGCUGGAACGACGUGGGCUUCCACGGCUCGGUCAUCCGCACGCCGCAUCUGGAUGCGCUGGCGGCCGGCGGGGUGGUCCUGGACAACUACUACGUGCAGCCGCUGUGCACGCCCUCGCGGAGCCAGCUGCUCACUGGGCGCUAUCAGAUCCACACAGGCUUACAGCAUCUCCUCAUCAGGGUCUGUCAACCCAGCUGUGUUCCGUUGGAUGAAAAACUUCUGCCCCAGCUCCUGAAGGAAGCAGGCUAUGCUACGCAUAUGGUCGGAAAAUGGCACCUGGGAAUGUGCCAGAAAGAAUGCCUGCCAACGCGCCGAGGAUUCGAUACCUACUUCGGAUACCUCCUAGGCAGUGAAAACUAUUACACCCACGAGGUCUGCGCACUGAUUGAGCCUUUGAACGUUACACGGUGUGCUCUCGAUUUCCGAGAUGGCGAAGAACCCGCAACACAAUAUAACAAUACUUAUUCAACACAUGUAUUUAGCAAAAGGGCUACAAGCCUCAUAGCUAACCACCCACCAGAGAAGCCGCUGUUCCUCUACCUUGCUCUCCAGUCUGUCCAUGAUCCCCUUCAGGUUCCCGAGGAAUACAUGAAGCCAUAUGACUUCAUCCAAGAUAAGCACAGACGUAUUUAUUCAGGGAUGGUGUCCCUCAUGGAUGAAGCAGUGGGAAAUGUCACUGCAGCCUUGAAGAGCCGUGGACUCUGGAACAACACGGUGUUCAUCUUCUCCACAGACAAUGGUGGACAGACUCUGUCUGGGGGCAACAACUGGCCGCUUCGAGGAAGGAAAUGGUCCCUGUGGGAAGGAGGCAUCCGUGGAGUGGGCUUUGUGGCAAGCCCCUUGCUGAAACAAAAAGGCGUGAAGAGCCGGGAGCUCAUCCACAUCUCGGAUUGGCUUCCAACACUGGUGAAUCUGGCUGGGGGAAGUACCAAUGGUACCAAGCCUCUGGAUGGCUUCGAUGUGUGGAGAACCAUCAGUGAAGGAACCCCAUCCCCCAGAGUGGAGCUGCUGCAUAACAUUGACCAGGACUUUUUCGACAGUUCACCAUGUCCUGGCGAGAGCAUAGCUGAAGCAAAGAACGAUUCUUUUCCUUUAGAAUAUUCUGCCUUUAACACAUCUAUCCAUGCUGGGAUUAGAUACAAGAAUUGGAAGCUCCUCACAGGCCACCCAGGCUGUGGUUUCUGGUUCCCACCUCCAUCUCAAUCCAACAUUUCUGAGAUACAGUCACUGGAUUCAUCAACCAAGACACUCUGGCUGUUUGAUAUCAAUGAGGACCCUGAGGAAAGACACGACCUGUCCCAGAAGCAUCCCCACAUUGUCCUGAAGCUGCUUUCCCGCCUGCAGUACUACCACGAGCACUCUGUGCCUUCCUACUUCCCACCCAUGGACCCCCGCUGUGAUCCCAAGGAUACCGGCGUGUGGAGCCCCUGGAUGUAGGGCUCCAGAGGGCCGGGAGUCUGAGCACAGUUAGGUGCAGGCUAGACCUUGGGCCCCUACUCAUUUGACUUUUCUCUCCUUUUAAAAAUCACCCGAGUCACUUCACAUGGCCCUCAUGCUACAUAACCCACCAAGGGAGUCCAGUUUCAAACCACAGUACAUUCCAAAAGCCAGUAAAAUAUGGACGAUCCUGCUGUUGGCUGGAGUUAGUGUCUGGAGCCCAGGGUGGCUGGGUUCAUCCUGCUUCCUAAACUGCAGUCGCUGGGAACGGAACUUGACAUAGGAAGCUAUCCCUGAGUCCUGAGGCCAGAGCAGCUGGCUCUUUUUGCUUCACAAGUCAGUCAUUAGAACUCCCUCUGCUAAUAACCACUUUUAUUGGCAAGACACAUGUAACAAAAGAGGCAGAAGAUUGCUAGUUGUUCUGCUGGCCAUAAGGGCUCCCUGUCUAUGGGAUCUUGCUCAGCUUCCACACCCAUGACCCGCCAGCUCACCCUUCACUCCUUCAUCUCCCUGUGGAGGGGAAAGCCCAUUGCAAUAAGCCAGCGUGGAGGAUGCCCAUGCCUUUGGUUUCCAGAUGACUAAAGGUAUUUUACCCUGCUACCCCACUCUCUAUUGCUCAUUCUGUCUAGACUUCUGCUACCCUGGCUUGUAUGGCUCUGUUCCUGUUAUGCCUUUGGACUACAGUGUCCUGUGUCUGAGGUCACUUUCCCUUCCACUCCAAGCAUUCUGAGCUCUGGGAUAGUCCUAAGCCCUGCCCCGAGAGGAUGGACUGGUCAUUCUGUGGCCAUGCUCAUGGGUGUUGUGGUUCCGUGGCAUCUGCUAAGGUGGUUGCAUGGAAUCCAGGAGGAUUGCGGAUGUGUCACCGAUAUGCCAUGAUCUAUGCUGCUUUCUCAAGCAGUGGGAAGAAAGGCCAGGAAAGCACUUUUGUCCUGGGAUGAUGGAAGGGGCAGUUUGAGAAAGGGUGUGGCCAGUGUCUGGUGUGUUGGCCUUAGUAAAACCGAGGAGACACCAUGCUUAUUCCUCUCUUAUUCCUCUCUUAUUCUGGGGUUGAAGAAUGAGAAUACAUUAUUUGACUUUCCACCCUUCUCAGACAUCCUUAUAUUCUGCUAAUCUGACUCCAUCCAGAUUAGCCUCAGAGAGUGUCAAACCCAGAUAGAUGCAAAACCCUGCUCCUCCUCACCAUGGUUGCCUUGUUCACGGCUUACUCCAACGCCUGCAACAGGGUCUGGGGUAUAGGCACCCAGUAUGCUUUUUUAAAUGAGUGAAUGAACUGAAUAAAUGGGAAAGACUCACCAUGAAAGAUACUAGUCCAGUGAGCUGACUAGAAGGGCAGUAUCAAUGUCCUCCAGCCCAUGCUAGUCUGUCCUUAAGUUGUCCCCUCUGGCCUGGUAGGAGCUUGAUCUGUAUAUCUGGGCAGUCACUGGUCUUGCAUGGUAGGACUGUGAUAUCCUCUCCAGGGGGACAAAAGGUAUCCGUUUUUGUCAACAAUCUCCAUUUCCAUUCUUUGCCAAGCACUAGAAAUUAAAACAACUAUAUAAUAUGAUAUAGGUCCUUAUGUACAGCCAUCUUCAGUUUAGUAGCAAUAUUUCCUGACCAUUAAUAUUCUGUAUUUUAUUGUGAUAAGACUAUUGCAAGAAAAUGGUGCUACAGCUAAUGACAUCUUUUACCAACCUUUACUCAACUGUGCUGGCAGAAAGCUAGCCAUCAGGCCACCCCUUACUCCAGAGCCUAUGGCGAGAGCCUGAAUGGCAUGAGACUGGAUGCUCCUUCUGUCCCACGGCAGUAGGUGACUGUUAUUCUUCUGAGACUGAAGAUUACUACUUCAUAACACCCAUUUGCAUUUCCCUCAUUAUUCUCUGAGCAGCUGCCCUCAGUCCUAGCUCUUUGAUUGUGAGCUAUCUUGGGAAUGUUAACAUAGCUAGCGAGCUCUUUGAGUGUGGGCUAUCCUUGGCAUGUUAACAUAUGAAUGGGUUAAAGAAGAUUUUCAGAAAAUGUUUUUAAAAAUGACUAGAGAUUCUGUUUAGUAAAACAAAUAGAAUGGCAUAGGUCUCAGGAGCAAUCUCCUUGGAUUUUUAUGAUUUAUGUAAAAAGAAAAGAUUCAUAACUUCUCUUUGGAAAUGUUAAUGUUAGUUCUUUCCAAAUGUGUUUACCUUUAAAGAAGGUUUUGUUUAUUAACCUUCAAA